Messenger RNA from Lactuca virosa, 1029 nucleotides. The record is from the annotation of a GenBank genome assembly. NCBI's taxonomy places the organism in Eukaryota, Viridiplantae, Streptophyta, Magnoliopsida, Asterales, Asteraceae.
AUGAUAUCUAAUCGCCACAACAAAGAAGAAAGGGGCACGAGACAUUUCUCUAAGUUCUGUAAUCCUCGUUUAGGAAUGGAUAUGACAAGGAGAGUGACUAGAAACCAGAAUGAUGAUGAUGCGUCUAACAGCAAGACUAUCAAGACUGAUGAUGUGGGACCUUGGUUGUACCUCAACCAUGAUCUGCUUUCGAUAGUCAUGAUGCAACUUGGAGUCAUCGAUUUUCUUGCAUUCAGUGGGGCUUGCAAGUCAUGGAGAUCAGUAGCACUCAGUAACUGGAAAACAUUUAUGGCAUCCAAACCACCAAUACUACUGUUGAUCCCUCUCAGUGGUAAUAAUGAUAUGCUAUACUGGCUAGUGGAUUCUGAAGGAAAAGAUUUCAAAACCAUAAUUCCCCAUUCUGCUGGCUGGGAUGACGUUGGAUUAACUUGUGGUUACUUGAUCUUGUUAAGGAAGAAAACAUACGAGUUCUGGCUUGUGAAUCCUAUCACUAGGCAUGAACUUCAUUUCCCUCCUGCUCCUUCCAGUAAUCAAAUAUGGUUUUCUAUAGAGAAUGAGGGAGCAUGGAAUCGUGUUUCCUCCACUUUCGACUUUACCUUUAAGGAUUUACAUGUUUUCAAGGGGAGGAUAUAUAGUGUAAGUAUUAGAGGUCAUUUUUGCGAACUCACACUUGAGCCUGAGCCCAAACUGACUUUACUGGAAACAAAGAAUCUUCUUGAUGAGGAUAUAUCUUUCCCAGAACUGGUAAGUUGGGGUGAAAACAUUUACGUGAUGGAAAACUUGAAGGUUUAUAAAUUAGAUUUUGGUGAAAUGGAAUGGGUGCCUUUUCAAUAUACUGGAGACAAACAUGAUUUUGCUUUCUUUCUUAGCGAUUUGAGUCAUAGUGCUGCUUCUAAACCAGAGUCAUGGGGAUCCGAGCCUGGCAGAUAUGUUGUUUAUGAAGGAGGUGGAAAGGGAAGAUUCUUUAUUGCAGUUCAAUGGUAUUUUCCUCAUGAAUGCUUAAAUGUUAAUCUCUUACACGAUGCAUGA